GUCCCGAAGAGUCAACUGCUCAACUCAGUCUCCGGCCUGGACUUUGGGCCCGAAAGGAAGGUCUGCGACCCGGGCCCCAUGGAAGAGAUCGAUCGGAUCCCACGGGCCAUUCGCCUCUUUGAGGAGUCAAUGUGGUCAGACAGGAGUGCGCCUACAACAAGAAUCCGACCAAUUGCAGUCUGAACGUGGACAGCAAUUUGGAGCCGCUGUGCUAUUGUGUCUAGGAAGUGUCGGCCGCCAUUCGGCUGACGUGGCAAUGACCAACCGAUCUUGGAACAAGGAGAAAGUGACCGUGGCCAACCCUGAAGAAGCCCGACCGACGGAAUGCGGUUUGAUGGUCAUAUGUGCGGCAGUUCUUAGAGUGCUCACAACAGAGUGUUGCCAUCGCCAAUUCAAAUCAGUUUCCAGCUCGUGGUGUAUUGCAUAUUCAACCGGGCUCUGUACACAUCUUGUAAGAUUCGGACUGUGCACACAUGUGCUUGCGGCAGUCAUUCAAGAUUCGCUAUCGCAUGUCCUUUGUAUGUUGUGUCUGACUCAAGUCUCUGGCUCUGUGCUUGCAAGGUCAGCCUAG
This is a messenger RNA of Symbiodinium necroappetens, 571 nucleotides long. NCBI's taxonomy places the organism in Eukaryota, Dinophyceae, Suessiales, Symbiodiniaceae. The record is from the annotation of a GenBank genome assembly.